UAAUCUAACCUAACUUUCAUGUUAUGCAAUAACUGUCAAAAAUCAAGUUAAAACUUUAACCAAAAUUUACAAAUUAUUGUGAAAAAAUAUUGCUAUGCCUCCUCCAAAAGUACGGCUGCACGAUGUUAAUCCGUUUCUGCAAGCUAUCAGAGAUUUUCUGCUAGGCAGAAAACAUACCUUAGCUCUGAGAUUUCAAAAUGUACUUGCAACAAGAUCUCCUCCACCUCCUAUUUUGCCAGAUGGCCCCAGCCAUAAGUUAAGUGGAAAUUACUAUUUUACGAGAGAUGCAAGACGUGAAGUUUCUCCUCCCGAUGUCAUAGCUCCAAUUCCUAAACAGAUUGAAGCAGGUGGGACUUCCUCCGUUAAAAGAAUUGCUCCAGGAAAAGUUUAUCAGUGGGACUGAUUACUAGACUUUAAUAACUUUGUAGUGAGUGAAUAAUUUUAUUUAAAUGUAAAAAUUAGGAAAAAUAUAUUGUAGAGAAUUUUAUUUACAUAAUUAAAUUUCUCAAUCAUUGAUUUAAGUUUUAUAUCUAGAAGCUACAAUUUUAACAUAUUCUUUAUAAUUAAUUUAGUUAUCUUAA
Molecule: messenger RNA, 581 nt
Organism: Anoplophora glabripennis (Asian longhorned beetle)
Lineage: Eukaryota; Metazoa; Arthropoda; Insecta; Coleoptera; Cerambycidae
Product: NADH dehydrogenase [ubiquinone] 1 alpha subcomplex subunit 7-like
Exons: 1
Coding region: 95-403 (102 amino acids)
Biological process (GO): mitochondrial electron transport, NADH to ubiquinone; ATP synthesis coupled electron transport
Cellular component (GO): mitochondrial inner membrane
Source: RefSeq, a predicted model, not a curated record